Molecule: messenger RNA, 417 nt
Organism: Saccoglossus kowalevskii
Lineage: Eukaryota; Metazoa; Hemichordata; Enteropneusta; Harrimaniidae
Product: protein FAM71B-like
Source: RefSeq, a predicted model, not a curated record
AUGAUAGGAACUGCUGCAGUAACGAAGGGAACUGCUGCAGUAAUGAAGGGAACUGCUGCAGUAACGAAGGGAACUGCUGCAGUAACGAAGGGAACUGCUGCAGUAAUGAAGGGAACUGCUGCAGUAACGAUAGGAACUACUGCAGUAAAAAUAGGAACUGCUGCAGCAACGAUAAGAACUGCUGAAGGAACGAUGGGAACUGCUGUAGUAAAAAUACAAACUGCUGCAGUAGCGAUAGGUACUGCUGCAGCAACGAUAGGAACUGCUGAAGGAACGAUAGGAACUGCUGCAGUAAAAAUAGGAACAGCUGCAGUAACGAAGAGAACUGUUGCAGUAACAAUAGGAACUGCUACAGUAACGAUAAGAACUACAACAGUAAGUAACAAUAGCAACUACUUCAGUAACGAUAGGAACUGA